GCAGGGGUCCGGACCGCGAAGUCCGGGUCGGACUUUCGGGAUCCAUUUCUUGUCCUUUUCGUCCGAGGAAAGCGAGGAUAAGGGAAAUAAUGGCACCUCGGCGUUUCCUGUCCCUUCGGAGCUGUGCGGGGGCGGCUCCUUUCUCGGCCCCAGGGGCCCCUCCGCCGCCUCAAGGGAGGUCCCGGCCGCAGAUCAGAGGGCCGUGCGCUCAGUAGUUGAGCGGCAGUGGACCUCCUCGGACGCUCCAGCUUUGGGGCCCAGCACGUAGCAGCUGUAAAGAUUCAUUGGCUCCGUUUAAUUCAGUUCAGUGUCAUCAUCUGGCACAGGGAGUGCGCGCAGCCGAGAUUGGAGGAAGCGAUGGGCGGUCCCCAGCCCCGGCGGCUCACAGGAUCGCAGAUGGCCUUCGCCGCCCCAGCAGGAGACUAGGUAGUAUUUAGUUUCACAAUGUUUGGGGACUUAUUUGAAGAGGACUAUUCCAGUGUACCAAGUAAUCAGUAUGGAAAAGGGAGGAAAUUAAAGACCAAAACAGUGGAGCCACCUGCUCCUAGAGAAUUCACCAAUUUAAGUGGAAUCAGAAAUCAGGGUGGAACCUGUUACCUCAAUUCUCUGCUUCAGACGCUUCAUUUUACACCUGAGUUCAGAGAAGCUUUAUUUUCUCUUGGCCCAGAAGAACUCGGUUCUUUAGAGGAGAAGGAUAAUCCUGAUGCAAAGGUUCGAAUCAUACCUUUACAGUUACAGCGGCUGUUUGCUCAGCUCCUGCUCUUAGACCAGGAAGCUGCCUCCACAUCGGACCUCACGGACAGCUUUGGGUGGACGAGCAAUGAGGAAAUGAGGCAACAUGAUGUGCAGGAACUGAAUCGAAUUCUCUUUAGUGCUUUGGAAACUUCUUUAGUCGGCACCUCCGGCCAUGACCUCAUCAAUCGUCUGUAUCACGGAACCAUUGUUAACCACAUUGUUUGUAAAGAAUGUAAGAAUGUCAGUGAAAAGCAGGAAGACUUCUUAGAUCUAACAGUAGCGGUCAAAAAUGUAUCUGGUUUGGAAGAUGCACUCUGGAACAUGUAUGUAGAAGAGGAAGUAUUUGACUGUGACAACUUAUACCACUGUGGAACUUGUGACAGGCUGGUGAAAGCAGCAAAGUCGGCCAAAUUGCGUAAGCUGCCUCCCUUUCUUACUGUUUCAUUAUUAAGAUUUAAUUUUGAUUUUGUGAAGUGUGAACGAUACAAGGAAACUAGCCGUUAUACAUUCCCUCUCCGGAUCAAUCUCAAGCCUUUUUGUGAACAGAGUGAACUGGAUGACUUGGAAUACAUGUAUGACCUCUUCUCAGUUAUUAUACACAAAGGCGGUUGCUAUGGAGGACAUUAUCAUGUGUAUAUUAAAGAUGUUGAUCAUUUGGGAAACUGGCAAUUUCAGGAGGAAAACAGUAAAUCAGAUGUGAAUUUGAAAGAUCUUCAGAAUGAAGAAACUGAUGAUCCACUGAUGAUUCUGAAAGCAAUCUUAACACAGGAGGAGAGUAAUCGAAUUCCUGUUGAUCAGCUGGGCCAGAAACUUUUGAAGAAGGUAGGAAUAUCUUGGAACAAGAAGUACAGAAAACAGUAUGGACCACUGCGAAAGUUCUUACAGCUUCAUUCUCAGGUAUUUCGACUCAGUUCAGAUGCAAGCACAGUCCGUCUGCUGAAGGACUGUUCCCUGCAGGCGGAGUCUGAUUUCCCGAGGAGGGAUCGCCAGCUCUCCAAGAUACACACUUCAGAACCCCCAGGAUCAAAUGAUAGAACCUCCCGUCCCCACUGGUUUGAUAUAAACGACUCCAAGGUCCAACCCAUUGAGGAAAAAGAUAUUGAACAGCAGUUUCAGGGCAAAGAGAGCGCCUACAUGUUGUUCUACCGGAAAUCCCAGUUGCAGAGACCCCCCGAAGCUCAAGCUAAUCCAAGAUACAGGGUUCCACGUCAUUUGCUGAAUGAAAUGGAUGCAGCCAACAUUGAACUACAAACAAAAAGGGCAGAAUAUGAUUCUACAAACAAUUUAGAGCUGCACCUCCACCUGGGUCCUCAUUAUCAUUUCUUCAAUGGGGCCCUGCACCCAGUGGUCUCUCAAACAGAAAGCGUGUGGGAUUUAACAUUUGAUAAAAGAAAAACUUUAGGAGAUCUUCGACAAUCAAUAUUUCAGCUAUUAGAAUUUUGGGAAGGAGACAUGGUUCUUAGUAUUGCCAAGUUUGUACCAGCAGGACUGCACAUCUAUCAGACACUUGAUGGAGAUGACCUGACGCUGUGUGAGACUGAGCUCGCUGGUGAGGAGGACAUCUUCGUAUGGAACGGGGCGGAGGUUGGCGGGAUCCAGAUUUCAACUGGUAGCGACUGUGAACCUCUGCUUUUAAAUGUCUUCCACCUAGCAACAGGCCGCGACCAGUGUCAGCAGUUGGUAGAAUCUCCACAUGUCUUUCCUGCUAAUGCAGAAGUGGGCACUGUAUUCGCAGCCUUAGCCAUCCCAGGAGGCGCUGUCUUCACCAGCAGCGCCGGGUCUGUGGGCGAGGAGCGCUGGACCGCCGUUCCCACGGAGGGCCUGAAGAAGACCUUCAGGGAGCUCGGUCUCGGCAACGGAAGCGCGAUUUGGGUUCAGGGAUCCAGGGAUGGUGAUCACAGUUUGUUGACCAAACAAGGGAAAUGGAUUACUAGUGUGAAUGAGAUCGACUGGGUCCAAGUUAAUAAUUUAUGCCAAUUAGAAUCUGAAGAGGAGCAAGUUAAAAUAUCAGCAACUGUUAACACAGUGGUGUUUGAUAUUCGAAUUAAAGCCAUAAAGGAAUUAAAAUUAAUGGAGGAACUAGCUGAGAACAGCUGUUUGAGACCUAUUGAUAGAAAUGGGAAGCUUCUUUGUCCAGUGCCAGACAGUUGCACUUUGAAGGAAGCAGAACUGAAGAUGGGGAGCUCACUGGGUCUCUGUCCUGGAAGACCACCAACUUCCUCUCAGCUGUUCCUGUUUUUUGCUAUGGGAAGUGACAUUCAGCCUGGGACAGAGAUGGAAAUCAUAGUAGAAGAAACAAUAUCUGUGAGAGAUUGUUUAAAGAUAAUGCUGGAGAAAUUUGGCCUCCCAGGAGACACGUGGCAUUUACGAAAAAUGGAUUGGUGCUAUGAAGCUGGGGAGCCUUUGUGCGAAGAUGCAACACUGGAAGAGCUUGCGAUACGUUCUGGAGACACUCUGCUGUUAACUGAAGGGAAACUUCUUCCUCCGGGUCUCCUGAAGGUGCCCAUCUGGUGGUACCAGCCUCGGGGGCCCGAGGGUCAGGGGAAGAGCCAUCAGGACCAGAUGAACUGUACACCUUCUCAAGGUGGGGUCUGGAGAGCUACGUCCCCCCCAGGGGCUCCUGGUGACAUGCAUAUGGAAGUUCCCCUCCACCACCUGGGAGAUGUCGAAAUCUCAGAAGAUGCCACCUUAGUGGAGCUGAAGGCUCAGGCCAUGGCCUUGCCCUCCUUGUCAGAGUUGUUCAUCCCGUCCCCAGCCUGCCUCAGAGCCUGGACAGUGGACAGCAAACGCCCCGGCAGGCUUUUACGGAGAAACCAGCAGCCGCUCAGGGAAUAUAAGUUGGGAAGGAGACCUGAGAUCUGCCUAGAGCCGCUUCGGAAAGAAGAACACUUAGGCCCCCAGGACAUGCUGCUGAGGACACAGCGGCGCCUCCCCGGCCAGCAGGCGUGCGCCCCGCCCGCGGACAUGGUGUGGGACGCCACCCGGGCCACCGCCAGCUCCCUCCGGCAGCAAGUGGCUGCUUUCUACUCCCUUCCCGUGGACAAGACUGAAAUUGCCAAGUACCUCCCCGACAAGUCUGCGUGGCUUCCCGUGUCCAGCUGGAGCCAGCAAAUUACCAAGAGGAAAAAGAAGAAAAAGCAAGACAACUUGCUGGGGCCGCCUUAUUACUUGAAAGACGGAGAUGUCAUUGGUGUCAAGGGUCUCCUGGUGGGAGAGGAUGACGGCACUGGGAAGGAGAGCCCGGCGCAGCCUGCUCCCGGGAAGAGAAGCCAGGAAGCCCUUCGUGUCCAGAGCAGAGACCUCCCCGGGGCAGAGACGCCCGGUCGGCCCCACAGACCAGAAGCGUCCCUGUCCAUCCACGUGGGGAGUUUCAGAUAGCGCCGCACCGACGCCCGCUGGGACCAGAGCAGCUGAGGCCCAGAGCCUGGCUGGGAGCGGGCUCCGCCCCCCUGCUGACCCGCGUGGUUCCAUGAGCAGGCUUGUAGGUUUGCACACAGACCCAGCCUUUCUCAGGGCAGAGGGACGCCGGGUCCCGGGCCAGGGGAUCCCCUUUCUCCCGGCUGCGCAGCACGUGCCCCUCAGGCUGGGCCCAGGCACACGUGGCCCUCACCGCGCACUUGACCCCGGGGCCACCGCCGGAGCAUCUCGUCUGCAUUCGCCCCGACCUCGGAGCAGUCUGCCCCCCUCGCUGCCAGGUCACAAGGGCUGGCCAGGCCCGUGCCGGGGAGAAAGGGUAGUUGUGUCCUGGUCCCCACACGCACACAUUCCCCUCUGGUUCCGGUUCCAACUGGGCGUCUGAUCAGA
Messenger RNA from Molossus molossus (Pallas's mastiff bat), 4539 nucleotides. RefSeq names its product ubiquitin specific peptidase 40 (gene USP40). Gene Ontology annotation, molecular function: cysteine-type deubiquitinase activity; cysteine-type endopeptidase activity. NCBI's taxonomy places the organism in Eukaryota, Metazoa, Chordata, Mammalia, Chiroptera, Molossidae. The record is from RefSeq and is a predicted model, not a curated record. Gene Ontology annotation, cellular component: cytosol; nucleus. Gene Ontology annotation, biological process: protein deubiquitination. The transcript is spliced from 32 exons. Bases 445 to 4113 code for a protein of 1222 amino acids.